AUGGAAAUACGUGUGGACGAAGGAGGGGUAGCAGUGGAAGGAGUGUGGGAGCCUGGACGAGAAGGCAGCUCGACAGGUGCUAAAGAAGUCUCCCCCUUCUUCCCAUCAGGCUCGCUGCAGUUCCUCCAAGACCCCCUUUGGGCCUUCACGAAGCCUGCUGCUGCUCCUGCGCCUGCCUCAACUGCGAAAGAGCUCUCCCCAGAGCAGCUUCUGCAGUUCGACUCAGAGGCGUUAGAGAGGCACCUGCAGGCUGUGCCGCUGCCGUCGCUGCUGCUGCUAUCCCCCUGUGAUCGAGCCACCUUCUUCCCCGACGAGGUAACACACCCCUUGCUAGGCGGAGUGCUUACCAUGCUGGUGCAGCAGCAGUCCCAACCAAGUCAGGACAUUUCCUCCUCUCUCUCCCACUGGUGGCUGGACCCUGGGUGCUAUGCCACGGAUGAGAGGGACUGGGUGGCAGUUGAGGCGAUUCACAGUGGUGCAGGGGAGUUGGGGGUGGUUCGGGACGAGGAGGGUGAUAGUAAAGGAGGGCAAGAUUUGGAAAGGGAGCUCGGGGGGGAGAAUGAUUUGCAGCAGCAGCAGCAACUGCAGCAACAGACGCAGCUUCAAGAGUCCUCGCUACUUUUAACACCACAGCCUGCAGCAGCAGAGCAGCAGCUAGAACAGCCUGGGCAGCAAGCAGGAAGUAAGAAUGUUGAGCAUGGGCAUGGGCUGGCAGGGGUAGAUGAUUUGGAUGAGCUGCUGGGAGGACAGCUAGGGAGCAGCAGCGGUGCAACCAGAAAAGAGAAUCUGCCGAUGAAGCAGCAAGCAGAAGCAGGGGCAGAAGCUCCUGUGAAGGUGCAUGGGCAUGGGAAUGUGCAUGGGCAUGGGAAUGUGCAUGGGCAUGGGAAUGUGCAUGGGCAUGUGCAUGGGAAUGUGCAUGGUUUUGCAGAGGAAGAUGAUUUGGAUGAGCUGCUGGGAGGGCAGGCAGGAAGCAGCAGAGGUGCAAUUGCAACCAAGGGAGAGGUCAAGGCAGCAGGUGGUUCUGGUGUGGCCAAUGUAAGUGCUGCACAGGUGACGCCAGCGGCAGCGCCACAGGCACCCGCACUGGAUGAUUUUGAUGAGCUGCUAGGAGGGCAGGCAGGAAGCAGCAGCAGAAUCACAAGUGCAAGCACGGGAGAGAGGAAGGCAGCAGGUGGUUCGGGUGUGGCUAAAGUAGGUGCUGCACAGGUGAAGCCUGAACUGAAGGCAGCAGCUGCACCACCAGCACUAGAUGAUUUUGACGAAUGGUUCGAUUCUGUUACGUAG
Messenger RNA from Closterium sp. Yama58-4, 1284 nucleotides. NCBI's taxonomy places the organism in Eukaryota, Viridiplantae, Streptophyta, Zygnematophyceae, Desmidiales, Closteriaceae. The record is from the annotation of a GenBank genome assembly.